GCAGCAAGGGCCACACGGGCAGUGGAGAGAUGGCCUUAAGCAGCUCCCAGCCUCCCUACCUGAACCCGAUCAUCCCCUUCUCUGGGAAAAUCCAGGGGGGUCUCCAGGAUGGACUUAAAAUCACUCUCACUGGGAACGUUCUUUACUACAAUGGAACCAGGUUUGCUGUGAACUUUCAUUCUGGCCCCAGCGACAAUGACAUUGCCUUCCACUUCAACCCACGGUUCGAAGAGGGCGGGUAUGUGGUCUGCAACACAAAGCAGAACGGAUGCUGGGGGCCAGAGGAGAGGAAGAUGCAUAUGCCUUUCCAGAUGGGGAACCCAUUUGAGCUCUGCUUCCUGGUGGACAGCUACAAUUUCAAGGUGACAGUGAACGGGAGCCAUUUUGUGCAGUACUCACACCGCGUGCCCUUCCACCGCGUGGACACCCUCUCCAUCAGCGGUGCUGUGCACCUGUCCUACAUCGGCUUCCAGAACAUGCGAGCAACCCCUAUGCAGCCUGCCUUCUCCACGGUGCAGUUCUCCCAGACUGCCUGUUUCCCACCCAGGCCCAAAGGGCGAAAGCCAAAAGUGAGUUCAAUUCGGCCUUCCUUCCCCUCCUUAACUCAAACUGUCAUCCACACCAUGCAGAGCGCCCCCGGACAGAUGUUCCCUGUAAGUUUGAAAGCUCAGAACCCCGCCAUCCCACCUAUGGCGUACCCCAACCCAACCUACUCGAUGCCUUUCUUCACCUCCAUCCCGGGUGGGCUGUACCCCUCCAAGAGCAUCAUCGUGUCUGGCACCGUCCUGCCCAGUGCCCAGAGGUUCCACAUCAACCUGCGCUGUGGGAGUGACAUCGCCUUCCACCUGAACCCCCGUUUCGACGAGAACACCGUGGUCCGCAACACACAGGUCAACGGCUCUUGGGGGUCCGAGGAGCGAAGCCUGCCCCGAAAAAUGCCUUUUGUCCGAGGCCAGAGCUUCUCGGUGUGGAUCAUGUGUGAAGGCCACUGCCUCAAGGUGUCUGUGGACGGUCAGCACCUGCUUGAAUACUGCCACCGCCUGAAGAACCUGCCUGCCAUCAACAGCCUGGAGGUGGCGGGUGACAUCCAGCUGACCCAUGUGCAGACAUAG
Molecule: messenger RNA, 1112 nt
Organism: Puma concolor (puma)
Lineage: Eukaryota; Metazoa; Chordata; Mammalia; Carnivora; Felidae
Source: RefSeq, a predicted model, not a curated record